Molecule: messenger RNA, 2328 nt
Organism: Cololabis saira (Pacific saury)
Lineage: Eukaryota; Metazoa; Chordata; Actinopteri; Beloniformes; Belonidae
Gene: sim1a
Product: SIM bHLH transcription factor 1a
Exons: 11
Coding region: 1-2271 (756 amino acids)
Biological process (GO): regulation of transcription by RNA polymerase II
Molecular function (GO): DNA-binding transcription factor activity, RNA polymerase II-specific; RNA polymerase II transcription regulatory region sequence-specific DNA binding; protein dimerization activity
Source: RefSeq, a predicted model, not a curated record
AUGAAGGAGAAGUCCAAGAACGCGGCCCGGACCCGGCGGGAGAAGGAGAACAGCGAGUUCUACGAGCUGGCCAAGCUGCUGCCGCUGCCGGCCGCCAUCACCUCCCAGCUGGACAAGGCCUCCAUCAUCCGGCUGACCAGCAGCUACCUGCGGAUGAGAGCCGUGUUCCCCGAAGGUCUGGGGGAGUCGUGGGGUCACGUGAGCCGCAGCAGCUCGGUGGACGGAGUCGCUCAGGAACUGGGCUCCCACUUCCUCCAGACGUUGGACGGCUUCAUUUUUGUGGUUGCUCCCGAUGGGAAGAUCAUGUACAUAUCAGAAACGGCAUCCGUGCACUUGGGCCUGUCACAGGUAGAGCUGACGGGAAACAGCAUUUACGAAUACAUCCAUCCAGCCGACCACGAGGAGAUGACGGCCGUCCUCACGGCACACCAGCCCUGCCACUCACACUUCCUGCAAGAAUAUGAGAUGGAGCGCUCCUUCUUCCUGAGGAUGAAAUGUGUCCUGGCUAAAAGAAACUCCGGUCUCACCUGUGGAGGCUACAAGGUGAUCCACUGCAGCGGCUACCUGAAGAUCCGCCAGUACAGUCUGGACAUGUCUCCGUUCGACGGCUGCUACCAGAACAUUGGACUAGUGGCCGUUGGCCACUCGCUGCCGCCCAGCGCCGUCACAGAGAUCAAGCUGCACAGCAACAUGUUCAUGUUCAGAGCCAGCCUGGACAUGAAGCUCAUCUUCCUCGACUCACGGGUUGCAGAGCUGACGGGCUACGAACCUCAGGACCUCAUAGAGAAGACUCUCUACCAUCACGUCCACGGCUGUGACUCCUUCCACCUGCGCUGUGCUCAUCACUUACUGCUGGUGAAAGGUCAAGUCACCACCAAGUACUACCGUUUCCUGGCCAAGCAGGGCGGUUGGGUCUGGGUUCAGAGCUACGCUACAAUCGUCCACAACAGCCGCUCGUCCCGUCCUCACUGCAUCGUCAGCGUCAACUACGUUCUCACGGAGACUGAAUAUAGAGGCCGUCAGCUUUCCCUGGACCAGGUCACAUCCAAGACCUCUUUCCCCUACAACAACAACAACACUGCCAGCAACCUCAUGGAAAACUGCAAAAACCCCAAGAGCAGAGUGUGCCGAACCAAGACCAAAGCCAGACUGUCACCGUACACACAGUGUCCCAGCGUCCACGCAGAGCGAUCCGAGUCUGACCAGGACAGUCCCUGGGGCAGUAGCCCCUUGCCCGACUCCACCCCACCUCACCCGGAGCACGACGGCCUGGACUCGUCACACUGCUGCAGGCAGUUCUCUGAUCCUCGCGCUCUCUGUUACAGCCUGUCGGAAGAGCAGCAUUACAGCACCAGUGACGUCCACUCGCACCUCCACGCACACGCUCAGGGACAGAGCUGUGAACGGAGUCCAUGUGAAGCGGGGAAAUAUUUUCUUGGUGCACCUCCACCCAGCAGGGACACGUGGUGGAGUGCUGCCCGCUCCUUUGUGCCGCUGAGCAAAAGCUCCUUGGAGAGCCGUGACCGUUGUGACGGUAGCAUGACACGCAUCGCCGCCAUCCACAGCUACCACGGCCGAGGCCACUGGGACGAGGACAGCACGAUCAGUUCUCCAGAUGGAGGCUCUGCCAGCGACUCGGGGGACCGGUACCGAGCCGACCACCACCCCUGCAGCCCAGAGCCGUCCAGCAGAAUCAACACUCUGAUCCGAGCUACGCAGCAGAUGAUCAAGGAAGAGGAAAGUCGUUUCCAGCUGCGAAAGUGCCCAGGAGGCCCCGCCCUGGGCCUGGGCGGUGGCCGUCCUCAGGGCCCCGCCCCAUGCUUCACUACUGACUACGGCCAAGGGCCCCUGCCACUACAGACGGUGGUGUGUCGAGGUUUCAGUCAGGUGAUCAGUCCCGCGCCGAGCCCCGCUCCCCUGUCCAGGCUCAGCAGUCCCGGUCCGGAGCUUCUCCACAAGUCCAAAGACUACACACUCCACACCGAACUGUCCCCACUUUCUCUGCAGUUCCACCGUCCGUUUGGUCGGCCAGGUGCCUGCUCAGCUUCCCCUUCUCCGGCUCCGGCUCUCUACCCGUCCAACGGCCACCCCAGGACGUACUUGGACAAGCAUACGUACUCCCUGACGGGCUACACCCUGGAGCACCUCUAUGACCCGGAGAGCCUCCGGGCCUACAGCGCCGGCCCCGGCCACUACGAGCAGUUUCACGUCCCACCAGAACACACCCCUGGACACAAAGGGACCUCCGUCAUUAUCACCAACAGUAGCUAACACUCAGACUUAGGGCCAGUCCCAAUCCCCCCCGUAGUCCUACUUUUCAGCCCUACC